Nycticebus coucang (slow loris) is the source of this 2617-nucleotide messenger RNA. RefSeq names its product mitogen-activated protein kinase kinase 1 (gene MAP2K1). Bases 509 to 1690 code for a protein of 393 amino acids. Gene Ontology annotation, molecular function: ATP binding; protein kinase activity. The record is from RefSeq and is a predicted model, not a curated record. Gene Ontology annotation, biological process: protein phosphorylation. NCBI's taxonomy places the organism in Eukaryota, Metazoa, Chordata, Mammalia, Primates, Lorisidae. The transcript has 11 exons.
UGGGUGUGUGCCAGGCGCCGCAGCUCGGGUGGGGGCUAGGUUUCCCCCUCCCCGGUCCUCCCCCGUCCUCCUGUGGCUCCCGGGGACCGCUUCGCGGAGCUGCUGGGAGCCCAGCUACCGCGGCGGCUGCACUUUCUCGGGCGAGAGCUGGAGCAGGGCUCUAGCGUGCGCGUGGCGGGGCCGCUCGAGCCCGAGGGACUGGCUGACUGAGCGAGAGAGGAGGGAUUCCCGGGCUGCUAAGCCGCACAUACUGCCGGCUCCGCACCGGCUGGACAGCCCUUUGGCUCCCCACGCGCCGAGCCCCGGGCGGGUGGGGUGGGGAGGUCCCCGGAGACCGCCGCCGGCCGGUGGGGGCUGACAGGACCACGCGGGACGCGCCCCCGGUAGGCAGCCAGUCCCCGGGCACCGCGGCCCCGACUUGGCCCCGCGUUGCGGGCGCGGGGCAGCGCAGAGGAAGCGAGAGGGGCCGCCCUCCCCCGGAGUUGGAAGCGCCUUUCCUGGGUCCAGAAUGCCCAAGAAGAAGCCAACGCCCAUCCAGCUGAACCCGGCCCCCGAUGGCUCCGCGGUUAACGGGACUAGCUCUGCGGAGACCAACCUGGAGGCCUUGCAGAAGAAGCUGGAGGAGCUGGAGCUUGAUGAACAGCAGCGGAAGCGCCUUGAGGCCUUUCUUACCCAGAAGCAGAAGGUGGGAGAACUGAAGGAUGAUGACUUCGAGAAGAUCAGUGAGCUGGGGGCUGGCAAUGGUGGUGUGGUGUUCAAAGUCUCCCACAAGCCUUCUGGUCUGGUCAUGGCCAGAAAGCUAAUACAUCUGGAGAUCAAACCCGCAAUCCGGAACCAGAUCAUAAGGGAGCUGCAGGUUUUGCAUGAGUGCAACUCUCCAUACAUCGUGGGCUUCUAUGGUGCAUUCUACAGUGAUGGCGAGAUCAGUAUCUGCAUGGAGCAUAUGGAUGGAGGUUCCUUGGAUCAAGUCCUGAAGAAAGCUGGAAGAAUACCUGAACAAAUUUUAGGAAAAGUUAGCAUUGCUGUAAUAAAAGGUCUAACAUAUCUGAGGGAGAAGCACAAGAUUAUGCACAGAGAUGUCAAGCCCUCCAACAUCCUAGUCAACUCCCGUGGGGAGAUCAAGCUCUGUGACUUUGGGGUCAGUGGGCAGCUCAUCGACUCCAUGGCCAACUCCUUCGUGGGCACAAGGUCUUACAUGUCGCCAGAAAGACUCCAGGGGACUCAUUACUCUGUGCAAUCGGACAUCUGGAGCAUGGGGCUCUCUCUGGUGGAGAUGGCAGUUGGGAGGUAUCCCAUCCCUCCUCCAGAUGCCAAGGAGCUGGAGCUGAUGUUUGGGUGUCAAGUGGAAGGAGAUGCGGCUGAGACCCCACCCAGGCCAAGAACCCCUGGGAGACCCCUCAGCUCAUAUGGAAUGGAUAGCCGACCUCCCAUGGCAAUUUUUGAGUUGUUGGAUUACAUAGUCAAUGAGCCUCCUCCAAAACUGCCCAGUGGAGUAUUCAGUCUGGAAUUUCAAGAUUUUGUGAAUAAAUGCUUAAUAAAAAACCCAGCAGAGAGAGCAGAUUUGAAGCAACUCAUGGUUCAUGCUUUUAUCAAGAGAUCUGACGCUGAGGAAGUAGAUUUUGCAGGUUGGCUCUGUUCCACCAUCGGCCUUAACCAGCCCAGCACACCAACCCAUGCAGCAGGUGUCUAAGCGAUUGGGAAGCAGCAAAGAGGGAGUCCCCUGCCCAAUGGUGUGCCACGUGCUUUUAGGCCUCCUUCCCAUGCCUGUCUCUGUUAAGACGUGCAUUUCACCUAUGACAAAGGAUGAAAACACAGCAUGUGCCAAAAUUCAACUUGUGUCAUUUUUAAUAUUACUCUUUAUUCUUAUUACUAUUGUUAUCCCCCUAAGUGGAUUGGCUUUGUGCUUGGGGCUAUUUUUGUGUUUAAUGAUGAUCAAAACAUGUGCCAGGCUGAAUUAGUGAAAUUUUGGUGACUGUGGGUAGUCAUUCUUACAAUUGCACUGCUGUUCUCAUUCUGUGACUGGCUGGCCACCUGUAUUUUUGGGAUUCUUGGACACUUGGUGGCACUUCACUCUUGCCAGGCGUACUUUCUCUCUGUGUGAGUAGGAGGGAGCCUUGUGAGGUCCUUCACAGGCAGUGCAUGUGAAGCAUGCUUUGCUGCUAUGAAAAUGAGCAUCAGAAAGUGUACAUCAUGUUAUUUUAUUAUUAUUUUUGCUUUUGAUAUAGAAUUCAGCAGUUUCCAUCAAAAUCUAACCAGAGCCCUUCACUGCCAUGAUAGCUGGGGCUUUACCAGUCUGUCUACUGUGAUGAUUUGUAGACGUCUGGUUAUAUUUCUAUAUUUAUUUUUAAAUACGCUUCGUGGGAUAUUAGUGGUAUAUGUCUCUUUAAGUUUUGGUUAGUGUUUCUAAAUUGGUGGAGUUGUUUUGAAUGUCACCAAUCAAUCAAGGCAUUAAAAUGUGUCAGAUUUAUCUUUACCCAUAUCCAAACACCAAUGCUAUUGUAAACGUGUAUAGUGCCUAAAUUGUAUGAAAAUCCUUUUAAUGAUUUUAAUCCAGAUGUUUAACAAAUCUAACCUCUUAUUCUAAUAAAUAUAUUAUGAAGUUAAAAAAUGAUGAAAG